Messenger RNA from Diaporthe batatas, 648 nucleotides. RefSeq lists its product as uncharacterized. The record is from RefSeq and is a predicted model, not a curated record. NCBI's taxonomy places the organism in Eukaryota, Fungi, Ascomycota, Sordariomycetes, Diaporthales, Diaporthaceae. The coding region runs from base 1 to 648 and encodes 215 amino acids. The transcript is spliced from 2 exons.
AUGCAGAUUAUCAAGGCAAUCCUUCUUUACGGCCUCAUGGUCAUCGGGGCGUUUGGAAACCCGAUUCUAGGAAGCAAGAGUACUUACGAAGCUGUAGGCCAACAACUAAGGAUGUCCGAGUCGGGGCUAAGCCCAGCCAAUGGUCUUGACGCACGCGCGUUGUACCCUCCGUCCAGAAAGACCUAUGUCGACUUGGGGGAGGCCAAGCGAGAGAUGUCAGGAGAGACGCUGUUCACCGAUGGUCUAUCCACCUGCAUAGCAAUCGUGGUGCGGAGCGCGGACGCGGUACCUAAGGGCAAACACGACAAGAUCCUCGCCCACGUCGCCUCGACCAUGUGCACAGGGGGCGAGAACCCGCUGCUGGACGACCAGCUGAAGAACCUAUUCAAACUUGACGAUACCACCAACAUACCGAACCGACAGGUCUUUGUGCUCCUCAAUCGCGACAACAAUAAGCCGGGGCAGGAUGUUUUCAAUAAUUACGUCGUACAGAAAGUCCACGAGCACUGGAAGGGAAUCGAAACUGUCAUGUACCGAGACCCGAAAUACGAGUGGAACGCGCAACUAGGAGCUCGCUUGUGGAUCAAUGAUAAGAAAGAGGUCUUUUGGAGCAUGUUCGACAAACCUGUCAUUCCUGCUCCUGCGUAG